Molecule: messenger RNA, 6506 nt
Organism: Patella vulgata (common limpet)
Lineage: Eukaryota; Metazoa; Mollusca; Gastropoda; Patellidae
Product: nitric oxide synthase, brain
Exons: 27
Coding region: 795-5492 (1565 amino acids)
Biological process (GO): nitric oxide biosynthetic process
Molecular function (GO): nitric-oxide synthase activity; protein binding; FMN binding
Source: RefSeq, a predicted model, not a curated record
AGUUUUGUUUGUAAAGUGUUUGCUCGACUUAAUACGUGUGUGUUCGUCUCUCUAUAACUCUAGUAUGAAAUCUAGUGGACUAUUUGUAGUACUUGUGUUUUGUAAGUUGUGAUAAUCGUAUGGCUAUUGUCGACUUGUUCUCCUAGCAAUCAAUGGUAAAACCCCAUCGACGGCUACCAGCCUAUUGUAGACUCGUUCAACGUCAUUGAUCAGCGGAACCACUAAUUGAAUGAGCGAAGAGGCGGAUAAAUUGUUAUUACCAUCUCCAAGUCAGUGUACAACAGUCGCUCAUACGACUUCGGCAAUGGAUAGCCCGCCGUAGGGGGAAUUAAUGAAAACUUUUUAACAAGUUUAUGCAACACUUUAUCUAUUCUCGGGAUGUGAAACUAACUGUUGAUACAAAGUCCACCAGAGUUUCUAAGGACGCUUUUAGCCAUCUUCUAUUGACUAAUUUAACUUACUACAAAGAAAACGGAAAACUCGAUAUAGUCUUUAUUGAAUUUACUUGCGCUAUUAUCAGGAACUGCUCAAACAAGGACGACACCAGCGACAUAGAAACAAUAUCAGCGCAACGUUUAUUGGAAAAUUUCCAAAUUGUUUAAAUUGUAAAGCAAAAAAUAUAAAUAACUUCAAACCAUGUAGACUUUCACGUACAAGACAGUAGAGUUUUAAAAAGCCUUUUGGAUUAAUGAACGCGACAUGUGACAGUGGACAUCUUCAAGUCUGUUAUAAGGAAUAGGCGUCAGCUUUCUUUUCAUUCUUUUGUUAAUUAGUUCGAAUAACACCUUUUCAAAAUGCCAUCGAAUUCCGAUCAACACGCAAAUACCAUCCGUGUUAAGCUAAUCAAGCAGGAAAAUGGUGGACUCGGGUUCCUGGUUAAACAAAGAAUGAACAAACCUUUUGUUGUGGUCGCGGACUUGGUAUCAGGUGGCAUUGCUGAAGAAAGCGGCCUGGUCCAAGUCGGAGAUGUUAUCUUAAGGAUCAAUGAUAUAGAUCUAACUGAUAUGAGCUAUGAAAGCUCGGUGGAAAUAUUAAAAGCUGUGCCUGUCAACGCACCCGUUGUGCUCUUGCUGCGCGGUCCAGAAGGAUUCUCAUCUCAUCUGGAGACAACUUUUCUGGAAAAUGGAAUGCCUACGUCUGCACGAGUGACUAAACCUAUUGAUAAUACAAUUGUAGGUCGAAUACGAAGGACAUUGGCGUCAACACCUUCUCCAUUAUCGUCGCCUGUGCGAACAUUGAAACAAUUGUGUAACGGUGAUGAUUCUGGUGGGAAGGGAGGCAGGAAGAAUUCGAAAAAGAAAGCACAAGUUACUGAAAGUGUAGGGAAUGAUACGGAAUUCAACAUUGACUCUCAUCAAAGGGAUGCAAACACACAGACACUGGAACAACAAAAGACCUCUCUGGUUAACGGUGAUGUAGUUCGUGCAAAAAACGAUGACAAUUUUGAGGAGACUGUUUUAGAUAAUGGAUGUCAGGGUUCACCUAAGAUAAUUCUCUCUAGCCCAACACUGCUGUCAAACGGACCUCUAAAGAAAAGGUUUAAUUCUGAAAACGGUGAUAUUAAAGCUAAGUGUCAAAGCCCUUCGCGGCGCGCAAUAGAAAUAAUACAAGAUAAUGACGAAAUAACUGUAGUGGUGAAAGGUGAUAUUAAAAUUAAGAAUGAUAGUGACAAUGGCAGUUAUGAUAAUACCCCUAAACGUGUAGUCAUUGGUGGGUCCUCAACGCGGGAAAUAGAAGGUUCAUCUAAUGGUCAGUCACCUGAAAACGGCGAAAGUAUCCGACCCGCUAGUUGCGACCACGUAGACGUGUCCGACGACGAAGGAAAAAAAAUGCCGUCAGAAAAGCGAAAGAAUGGGUCUUUGACCAACACCCCAAGACGUGGUGGAGAAAGAAGAGCAUCUGCUACACCAAGUCCAAAGAAAUACACCAAACUGAGGAACUUACUUGAUGAUAAAACAGACAUGGAUGUUCUUCACCACAAAUCUGCUGAGCCCACACAGUGUACUCCUGAACGAUGUAUGGGUUCCUUAAUGGACAUGGCAUCAAAAAGACCUCCAGGUAUUCCUAGAUCCAAAGAAGAAUUAAUUACACAAGCCAAGAGUUUCAUUGAACAAUAUUACGCCUCUAUUAAAAGAAUAAAUACACCAUCGCAUCAAAAAAGAUCUCAGGAGGUGCUGAGUUCUAUAGAAAAGUCAGGAAGCUAUGAUUUAACUACCAGUGAAUUAACCUUUGGUGCCAAAACUGCCUGGAGAAAUGCUGCAAGAUGUAUUGGUCGAAUUCAGUGGACGAAAUUACAGGUAUUCGAUGCACGGCAUAUUACCACCGCACGUGGUAUGUUCGAGGCUAUUUGUAACCAUAUUAAAUAUGCCACUAAUAAGGGAAACAUUAGAUCAGCAAUAACUAUUUUCCCACAGAGAACUGUUGAGAAGAAAGAUUUUAGAGUAUGGAAUGCCCAGUUAGUAAGAUAUGCUGGUUAUAAACAACCUGAUGGUAGUGUUAUAGGUGAUCCUUCAAACGUCGAAUUUACUGAGAUUUGUAUCAAGAUGGGUUGGAAACCUAAAGGAGGCAUGUUUGAUAUUGUUCCCCUAAUUCUCUCAGCUGGAGGACAUGAUCCAGAGAUGUUUGAAGUACCCCCAGAACUUAUUCUUGAAGUACAAAUCAAACACCCCAAAUACCCUUGGUUCAGCGAGAUGGGAUUAAAGUGGUACGCCCUGCCGGCUGUGUCUGCUAUGUUAUUUGACUGCGGUGGUUUAGAGUUUACAGCCUGUCCCUUUAAUGGAUGGUAUAUGGGUACUGAGAUCGGGGCCAGAGAUUUCUGUGACGUAAAUAGAUAUAACAUUAUUGAGAAUGUUGCUAAACAGAUGGGAUUAGAUACCAGAAAAAGUUCUUCACUGUGGAAAGAUCGAGCUCUUGUAGAAGUUAAUAUUGCCGUCUUACACAGUUUUCAGACUUCAGGAGCAACUAUAACAGAUCACCACUCUGCAUCAGAAUCGUUCAUGAAACAUCUUGAGAAUGAACAGCGACUACGUGGUGGUUGUCCUGCUGACUGGGUCUGGGUUGUUCCCCCAAUGAGCGGAUCACUUACUCAAGUUUUUCACCAAGAAAUGCUACUUUACAAACUGAAACCUUCGUAUGAAUAUCAGGAGGAAGCAUGGAAGACACAUAUAUGGAAGAAAGACCGGGAUAAAACCAAAUCUUCAGACAGACCUAAACGGAAAUUUGGAUUUAAAGAAUUAGCUAGGGCUGUGAAAUUCUCUGCUAAGUUAAUGGGCAAGGCUUUAGCUAGAAGAGUCAAGUGUACCAUUCUUUAUGCUACAGAAACCGGUAAAUCAGAAAGAUUUGCUCGAACUCUCUGUGAAAUUUUCAAACAUGCAUUUGAUGCAAAGGUCGUAUGCAUGGAUGAAUAUGACGUCACUGUGUUAGAACAUGAAAAUUUAGUAUUAAUUAUAACCAGUACUUUUGGUAAUGGUGAUCCCCCAGAAAAUGGAGAGAUUUUUGCUAAAAGUUUAUUUGAAAUCAAGACUCAUGAUGAGUCAUCUGCUGAAAGUGACUUCAAGUCAUCGUCGUACAUCAGAAUGAGUUCUUCAAGUGAUAAGAGCAUAAAAACGGCACAUGAUAAUAAAGGAGUGGACGAGAAGCACGGCGAAGAUGAUAAUCUAUAUAUGGAAACGGGGCCAUUAGCAAAUGUUAGAUUUUCUGUGUUUGGGCUAGGGUCUAGAGCCUAUCCUAACUUCUGUGCCUUUGCUAAUUACAUGGACAAAAUGUUGAGUGAAUUGGGAUCAGAGCGCAUUUAUAAAAUGGGAGAAGGUGAUGAACUCUGUGGCCAGGAAGAAUCUUUUAGAAACUGGGCUCAAGAAGUGUUCAAGUCUGCGUGUGAAGUAUUUUGUCUGGGUGAUGACGUCAAUAUGUCCGAGGCUACAGGAGCCUUGUCCAGCACAGAUCAUACAUGGCAACCUGAUAAAUUCCGAUUGACUCCCAUGGAUAAUGAGAAGGAAAUCGAUUUAUGUGAAGCAUUGUCUAAACUACAUAGUAAAACUAUUCUACCCUGUAAAAUGAUGGAAAGAAAACAAUUACAGUCUACAGAAUCUAAUCGUGAAACUAUUCUACUAAAGAUGGACACCCAAGGAGCAUCAGAAUUAUUAUACAUGCCUGGUGACCAUGCUGGUAUAUUUCCCGCCAACAACCCAGAACUGGUGGCCGCCAUCUUAGCUCGACUACACAAUUCACCCCCACCAGAUCAGUUAAUACGUCUAGAAUUCUUGACAGAAAAAAACAUGCCUUUAGGAACAAUAAAGAGUUGGGGACCAUAUGAAAAGAUGCCAGUUUGUACACUAAAGACUGCCUUCACGCGCUUCCUUGACGUCACCACGCCACCGUCACAGUCUCUCCUUCAAUCAUUGGCUGCACAAGCAUCACGUGACACAGACAGGGAACAAUUAGAACUAUUAGCGACUGAAUCUAAUGCUUACGAAGAUUGGAAGUAUGAUAGAAUGCCUAAUCUCUUGGAAGUUCUUGAAGAGUUUCCGUCAUUAAGAGUCCCUCCCUCGCUGCUUAUGACUCAACUCCCAAACUUACAGCAAAGGUUUUACAGUAUUAGUUCUUCACCUAAAGUAUAUCCCGGUGAAAUACAUGCUACUAUCGCCGUUGUUACAUACAGAACACAAGAUGGCGCUGGUCCAGUGCAUGAAGGUGUCUGUUCAUCGUGGUUGAAUAGAUGUGAACAAGGGGAAGUAAUCCCCUGUGCUGUUAGAGGAGCGCCAAGCUUCCGAUUACCAGACGACAAUACGCUACCAAUUGUAAUGGUAGGUCCUGGAACAGGUAUAGCACCAUUUAGAAGCUUCUGGCAGCAACGGAAAAUUGAUAGGGAAAUGGAGGAUAUACCAUGUCAUGGUGAUAAGAAGGGUUGGGGAGAAAUGGAACUUUAUUUCGGAUGUCGCAACUCUAAAAUAGAUAAUAUAUAUAGUGAUGAACUAACUCAAAUGAAAGCUGAAAAAGUGCUGAAUAAUUUCUACGUGGCCUUGUCUAGAGAACCAGAUGUACCUAAGACGUAUGUUCAAGAUGAUUUAAAGGUUCAUAGUGAAAAGGUGUAUCGUGCCAUAGUUAAAGAAGGGGGUCAUUUUUACGUCUGUGGUGACGUUUCAAUGGCGUCAGAUGUUACCACUACUUUAGAGAAGAUUUUACAAGAAUGUGGCGGAAUGAAAUCCGAAGUUGCCAAGAACUUUAUCUUAAAACUUAGAGAUGCAAAUAGGUUCCAUGAAGAUAUAUUUGGUGUUAGUAUACAGAAACGCAGUACAGAGAGUGAUAAACCACGUGAUCAGGGCCAAAGAGCGUGGAAGUAUAUAAGUUCUGCUGGUAAACCUAAUAAACCAGAUACAGUUAAAGAAAUUGCAACUCCUAUACCCGCACCGGCAAACAGAGCACCAACUACAAAACCAAAGGCACCGCCUAAAAACGUGUUUCAGAAAAAUAACAUUGAUACUGAUGUCACAUAAUCAAGAAAGCCCUUUGUUCAACAGUUUUCUCUUAAAUUUCUUAUUUCUGUUUUUAAUGAAAGUUUGAAUCGAUGGUAUGUUGAUAUAUUCAGCUUUUUCACUUUUUAUGUAAAUAAUAUUUCUUAUAUUUAAAUGGAUUAUUCAAUAAUUAAAUUAUUCUCUUUCUCACAUUUUCUCAUUGCUAAAUCAUCCAUUUUUGUUGAUUCCUCUGUUUCAUCCACAUUACAUUUAAUCAAAACUGAUUAUGUAUCGUUUAAUAUUAUUGGUUAUUAAUUAUAGUCUUGCAUUAUGUCUCGUUUAAUAUCAUUGGUUAUUAAUUGUAGUGUUGCAUUAUGUCUCGGUUAAUAUUAUUGGUUACUAUAGUGCUUCAUUAUGUCUCGUUUAAUAUGAUUGGUUAUUAUAGUGCUGCAUUAUGUCUCGUUUAAUAUUAUUGGUUACUAUAGUGCUUCAUUAUGUCUCGUUUAAUAUUAUUGGUUAUUAUAGUGCUUCAUUAUGUCUCGUUUAAUAUGAUUGUUUACUAUAGUGCUUCAUUGUAUUAUUGGGAUAUAGUUAUGUUGUUAUCGUUGUCAUUUUAUUUAUUAAAUUCAUUGUAUAGGCUAGUAUUAUAACCAUAAAUAUUUUAUCUAGAAAGCAAGGCUUGGGUGUGAUUACAUAGGGCUGAAGCUUAUAUUUGAAAGACGUAAUCCUAUAUAUCAUCUCCAAAUCCCAGAUUAGUAUGUUGGAAACAUAGUGCUAAAUAUAUAUGUAAUAUGCUGUGGAACAGAAACAUCACUGAAAUUUAUUUUUUAUCAAAACACCGACCGGUUUAAGAUGAUAUUUUCUACAUUUUCCUUCGAGACAUGAUGCCACGUUAUAAAACCAAUUUGAACCCUAAAGUGCUAUUGUAUUUUAAUAUUUUAUAUUAACGUCAUACAUGUUUAGCUGUUUUUAUUAUAUGUUUAAACUAAAUACGAAUGCAAAAACUUGGUUUUUACGUGGUGAGGGUUCCAGUUAGGUUGUUUUGUUUUGGUUUUU